Fusarium oxysporum Fo47 is the source of this 759-nucleotide messenger RNA. Its product is annotated as BTB/POZ domain-containing protein. The record is from RefSeq and is a predicted model, not a curated record. Gene Ontology annotation, molecular function: protein binding. Lineage: Eukaryota; Fungi; Ascomycota; Sordariomycetes; Hypocreales; Nectriaceae. The transcript is spliced from 3 exons. The coding region runs from base 1 to 759 and encodes 252 amino acids.
AUGGACACUUCACCUCCCGUUCUCAACGACGACAGAUGUGGUGUUCCCAAUUCUGUUACCCAAAUCGUUACCGACGGCGAUGUUCUGCUGGUGGUUGGCCCAAGCCAGCACAAGAUUCAGGUCUCUUCGCAUUUCCUCAAGCACAUCUCGCCCGUUUUCCGAGCUAUGCUCGAUGCACCAAUGAAGGAAGAAGAAGCUCUUGCAAACAAAUGUGACGAUGAUGCCCCCGUUGAGAUCGUCCUCCCCGAAGAUAAGGAACAGCCGAUGGUGCAGGUACUACAUACCCUCUAUGGCUCAGAUCCAAGUGCCAGACGGUUCUCGAAGAGCGAAGUCAAAGAGAUCGCAAUUCUUGCAGAGAAGUACGGGAUGGUCGAGCGUAUCGCAAUCUUCGCAUCUUUCUGGCUUCGUAACGCCGUCAAGAAAAGCAUUUCAGAAAUUACCAAACAUGUCUGGAACACCUUAGUCGUGGCGUAUAUCCUCAAGAUCGAUUGGGCGUUCUUCGACAUAACCAAGGCCAUACUCCAGACGAGGACCAGCCUCCUAAAGUUCAUAGGCAGCUUUCAUGACAAGCAUACUGGUCUCCGCCUUGGAAUGGCUAUUGAAGAACUGCGCAGCACCUACUUGGCGAUGAUGGCUAGGUCCAGAACUGAGAUGGGCUUGUGCUUGUUCUGCUUUUCUCACGCAACCGAAUCUUUCACUCAGCAGCGUGCAGGGUGCAGCUAUCCUGAUCGUCAUUUUCCAACGCAUCGGCUGGCAUGA